GAGUGAAAGGCCACCCUGGAACCCUGAAAGGAAAGGAGUCGCCAUGCAGCCCGCUCAGGCGGCCGUGUCCUUCGAGGAGGUGGCUGUGCGUUUCGCUCCGGAGGAGUGGACGCUGCUGCGCCCAGCCCAGAGAGCUCUGUACAAGGAAGUCAUGCUGGAGAAUUUUGGGCACGUGGCCUCUCUGGAACCUCUGGCUGCCAAACCUGACUUCAUAUCCCGGCUGGAAGAAGAAGAAGACCUGUUUCUUCUGGGCUGUGACGAAGAGGAGGGAUGGGCAGGAGACACCUGGCAGUCAGUAAAGGAAGCAGAGCACCAGUGGAUGGAAGGAGAGGAUCUGUAUUCAGAUGUGAAAGAGAAGUUUGAAUAUUUGGAUGCACCAAGGAAAGAGGAGGGGAAACACCUACCUAACCGGAGGCGCAAUUCUGGCCUUUUAUGGAGGGACGACUCAUUACGGCAAAAAAUAUCUCAAGGAGACAACAGGAAUGGGUGCACUGCAAGCAAGAAAAAUUUCACUGAAAUAUCAGUAAUCAAUAUUCAAGGAAGGAUGUGUAAGAGAAAUAAAAUAUAUACAUGCCGGAAGUGUGGGAAAAGUUUCAGUCAAAGAGGGCGCCUUACUUCCCAUCAAAGAAUCCACACAGGAGAAAAACCAUAUAAAUGCCAUGAGUGUGGGAAAAGCUUCAGCCACAUUUCAAACCUUAGUAUCCAUCAGAAAAUUCACACAGGGGAGAAACCAUAUCAAUGCCUGGAGUGUGGGAAAAGCUUCAGUGUGAAUUCCAGUCUUACUUCCCAUCGAAGAAUUCACACAGGGGAGAAACCAUACAAAUGCCUGGAGUGUGGAGAAAGCUUCAGUCACAGUAGUACUCUUACUUCCCAUGGAAGAAUUCACACAGGGGAGAAACCAUUCAAAUGCCUGGAGUGUGGAGAAAGCUUCAGUCACAGUAGUACUCUUACUUCCCAUCAACUAAUUCACACUGGUGAGAAACCAUAUAAAUGCCUGGAGUGUGGGAAAACCUUCCGUCGCAGUUCAUAUCUUCGUGUUCAUCAGAAAGUUCACACUGGAGAGAAACCAUAUAAAUGCCAGGAGUGUGGGAAAAGCUUCAGCCAGGGUAACACUCUUACUAACCAUGAAAGAAUUCACACAGGGGAGAAGCCAUAUAAAUGUCUGGAGUGUGGGAAAGCCUUUGCUGACGGUUCCAGUCUUAUUUCCCAUCGAAGAAUUCACACAGGGGAGAAGCCGUACAAAUGCCUGGAGUGUGGGAAAAGCUUCAGCCGCAAUUCAAAGCUUAGUAUCCAUCAGAAAAUUCACACAGAGGAGAAGCCAUAUAAAUGCCUGGAGUGUGGGAAAAGCUUCCGUCACAGUUCAUAUCUCCGUGUUCAUCAGAAAGUUCACACUGGAGAGAAACCAUAUAAAUGCCAGGAGUGUGGGAAAAGCUUCAGCCAGGGUAACACUCUUACUAACCAUGAAAGAAUUCACACAGGGGAGAAGCCAUAUAAAUGUCUGGAGUGUGGGAAAGCCUUUGCUGACGGUUCCAGUCUUAUUUCCCAUCGAAGAAUUCACACAGGGGAGAAGCCGUACAAAUGCCUGGAGUGUGGGAAAAGCUUCAGCCGCAAUUCAAAGCUUAGUAUCCAUCAGAAAAUUCACACAGAGGAGAAGCCAUAUAAAUGCCUGGAGUGUGGGAAAAGCUUCCGUCACAGUUCAUAUCUCCGUGUUCAUCAGAAAGUUCACACUGGAGAGAAACCAUAUAAAUGCCUGGAGUGUGGGAAAAGCUUCAGCCGCAAUUCAAAGCUUAGUAUCCAUCAGAAAAUUCACACAGGGGAGAAGCCAUAUAAAUGCCUGGAGUGUGGGAAAAGCUUCCGUCACAGUUCAAAUCUUCGUGUUCAUCAGAAGGUUCACACUGGAGAGAAACCAUAUAAAUGCCAGGAGUGUGGGAAAAGCUUCAGCCGGGGUAACACUCUUACUAACCAUGAAAGAAUUCACACAGGGGUGAAGCCAUAUAAAUGUCUGGAGUGUGGGAAAGCCUUUGCUGACGGUUCCAGUCUUAUUUCCCAUCGAAGAAUUCACACAGGGGAGAAGCCGUACAAAUGCCUGGAGUGUGGGAAAAGCUUCAUCCGCAAUUCAAAGCUUAGUAUCCAUCAGAAAAUUCACACAGAGGAGAAGCCAUAUAAAUGCCUGGAGUGUGGGAAAAGCUUCCGUCACAGUUCCAGUCUUACUUCCCAUCAAAGAAUUCACACAGGAGAGAAACGAUACAAAUGUCUGGAGUGUGGGGAAAGCUUUGGUCAUAAUUACAGUCUUACUACCCAUCAAAGAACUCACACAAGGGAGAAACCUUAUCAAUGCCUGGAGUGUGGGAAAAGCUUCCGUCAGAGUUCACAUCUUCGUGUCCAUCAGAGAAGUCACACGGGAGAAACCAUAUAA
Heteronotia binoei (common prickly gecko) is the source of this 2416-nucleotide messenger RNA. RefSeq names its product zinc finger protein 420-like. Gene Ontology annotation, biological process: regulation of transcription by RNA polymerase II. The record is from RefSeq and is a predicted model, not a curated record. The transcript has 4 exons. The coding region runs from base 44 to 2416 and encodes 790 amino acids. Gene Ontology annotation, molecular function: DNA-binding transcription factor activity; RNA polymerase II cis-regulatory region sequence-specific DNA binding. Lineage: Eukaryota; Metazoa; Chordata; Lepidosauria; Squamata; Gekkonidae.